Verticillium nonalfalfae is the source of this 354-nucleotide messenger RNA. RefSeq lists its product as uncharacterized. The transcript has 2 exons. The record is from RefSeq and is a predicted model, not a curated record. Bases 1 to 354 code for a protein of 117 amino acids. NCBI's taxonomy places the organism in Eukaryota, Fungi, Ascomycota, Sordariomycetes, Glomerellales, Plectosphaerellaceae.
AUGGCCGCGCCCAUACGAACGAAUGAGAUUCCUGCCCAAGCAAAUGCCCUCUUUGAAGAUUCCGGCUUCUUUUGCCGCCACCCAGAUGUCCCUCUCCCUACACUGUCAGAUGUCAAGGUGGAAUGCGAGGAGCAGAACUCGCCUGGCCUGAGCGAGGCCAUACAACCCCUUCCGUUCAUGUAUGAGUCUCUCGGACUUUUUGUUGUGAAAUUUGUUUCGCAAGACCCGGUUCGCUAUCCGUACCGCCUCCGGACCUUUCUUGACGCUUCUAAUAAACUCAUCAGCCUGGCUCGCAUUGACGGCUCGGCACUGUACGAUGUCGAGGUCAACGACAACAGGGGCAAAAGGCCGUGA